GCCACGUGGUCUCUUAAGGGUUUCUUCCUCAUGUGAAGCCUGCGAGCGAACGGGAAGCACCAGAGGGUGAUCUUUCUUCCUUUUUAAGGCGAUCAAGGCGUCAUUUAGUGUAGGGGGAGUGAGAAGAGGGUUUGUCCACCGCAGCCUUCGCGUCUUCCUCUGCGAGGCGAAGACGCCCGACGCAGCCAGGUUCGAUAUGAGGACAGCUGCAGUCUCCACCCCGUGCCCGUCCUCCGCUCUCUUCCUCCACCAUUUGCCUCCUCGCUGCUCCAGAGAUCCUUCUUCGCGAACCCGGCUCUCCAUCAGCCUGGCUACCGUCCAAGAUCGGCAUGGUGGCAAGACUAGAGGAUGCUCCUCUCUUGGUUGGUCAAGGAUUGUUUCUGAGAGGAUUAGAAAGUGUAGAUCCAAUAAUCAAAUCUUUGCUUCCAUUGCAGAUAUUUCUCUUGAGCAAUCCAUAGAGAAUCCUUCUCUUCCAAAAGGUGACAUGUGGUCUGUUCAUAAAUUUGGUGGGACGUGUAUGGGCACCUCCAAAAGAAUUCAGAGUGUUGCUGAUAUAGUUCUGAGUGAUUCGACUGAAAGAAAGUUAAUAGUUGUUUCUGCAAUGUCAAAGGUGACAGAUAUGAUGUAUGAACUGGUCAACAAGGCUUCAUCAAGGGAUGACUCUUACAUAUCAGCAAUUGAUAACGUUUUUGAAAAGCACAAGUUAACAGCAUCAGAGCUUCUUGAUGGAGAGGAUCUUGCCAGAUUCUUAUCGCAAUUGCAUAAUGACAUUAGUAACCUGAAAACAAUGCUUCGCGCCAUUUAUAUAGCUGGUCAUGCCACAGAAUCUUUUUCAGACUUUGUUGUUGGUCAUGGAGAAUUAUGGUCUGCCCAAAUGCUGUCAUAUACAAUAAAAAAGCAUGGAAGGCCUUGUUGUUGGAUGGAUACAAGAGAUGUCCUUAUUGUCAAUCCUACCAGCUCCAAUCAAGUUGAUCCUGAUUAUAUAGAGUCAGAGAAGAGACUUGAGAAGUGGUUUUUAAAAAAGCCUGCUGAUAUCAUUAUUGCUACUGGGUUCAUUGCUAGUACACUUCAAAAUAUUCCCACUACUUUGAAAAGAGAUGGAAGUGACUUCUCAGCCGCCAUACUAAGUGCUCUUCUUAAGGCCCGACAAGUCACUAUCUGGACUGACGUUGACGGUGUAUAUAGUGCAGAUCCUAGUAAAGUUAGUGAGGCUGUGAUAUUGAGGACAUUGUCAUACCAAGAGGCCUGGGAAAUGUCAUACUUUGGGGCAAAUGUUUUGCAUCCGCGUACAAUCAUCCCGGUGAUGAAGCAUAGCAUUCCUAUCUUGAUACGAAAUAUUUUUAAUCUCUCUGCUCUUGGAACAAAAAUUUGCCAGCAGCCUGUGAACGAAAAUCAAGAUAGAAAGAGCUUGGAUUCUGUUGUCAAAGCAUUUGCUACCAUAGAUAACUUGGCACUUGUUAACGUUGAAGGAACUGGGAUGGCUGGUAUUCCUGGCACAGCUAGUGCAAUUUUUGGCACUGUAAAAGAUGUCGGAGCCAACGUUAUCAUGAUUUCGCAGGCUAGCAGUGAACAUUCUGUUUGUUUUGCUGUGCCAGAAAGUGAAGUCAAAGCAGUUUCUGCUGCCUUACACUCUAGGUUCCAACAAGCUUUAGAUGCAGGGAGACUUUCUAAGGUUGAGGUCAUUCCCAAGUGUAGCAUUUUGGCUACUGUUGGCCAUAAAAUGGCCAGCACCCCUGGAGUUAGUGCUACGCUUUUUGAUGCACUAGCGAAGGCUAACAUAAAUGUGCGAGCCAUUGCUCAAGGUUGCAGUGAGUACAACAUAACCGUUGUGCUGAAGCAAGAAGAUUGUGUAAGAGCUCUAAGGGCUGUUCACUCGAGAUUCUACCUUUCAAAAACAACAUUAGCCAUGGGUAUCAUUGGACCAGGUCUAAUUGGUGGAACGCUGCUGGAUCAGCUAAGGGAUCAGGCAGCAGCUCUCAAGGAAAAGUUCAACAUUGAUCUGCGUGUCAUGGGUAUCACUGGUUCACAGACAAUGAUUUUGAGUGACAUAGGAAUAGACUUGAGUAGAUGGCGAGAAAUACAGAAAGAAAAGGCUGAAGUGGCUGAUCUAGACAAAUUUGCUAAGCAUGUGAAUGAAAAUCACUUUUUCCCAAAUACAGUGUUGGUUGAUUGCACAGCUGAUACGAAUGUUGCAAACCACUACUAUGAUUGGCUACAAAAGGGCAUCCAUGUCAUUACCCCUAACAAAAAGGCAAAUUCUGGACCGCUUGAUCGGUAUCUAAAACUAAGGACGUUACAGCGGCUAUCCUACACGCACUACUUCUAUGAGGCAACUGUUGGUGCUGGACUCCCAAUCAUUAGCAGUUUGCAGGGACUUCUUGAAACUGGUGACAAGAUUUUGCAUAUCGAGGGCAUUUUUAGUGGAACUUUGAGUUAUAUUUUCAACAAUUUCAAAGGUACACGAGCCUUUAGCGAAGUGGUAUUCGAAGCAAAAGAGGCUGGAUAUACGGAGCCUGAUCCUAGAGAUGACCUAUCCGGAACAGAUGUUGCCAGAAAGGUCAUAAUUCUUGCAAGAGAGUCAGGUCUUAAGCUUGAGCUUUCCGAUAUACCUGUCCAGAACCUUGUCCCAGAGCCAUUAAGAGCAUGUUCUUCGUCAGACGAAUACAUGCAGCAGCUCCCUAACUUUGACAAAGAAUUGUCAGAUGAACGAGAUGAUGCUGAAGCCUCAGGGGAGGUGUUGAGAUAUGUUGGUGUUGUCGAUGUCGUUAAUGAUAAAGGAUCGGUGGAAUUAAGGAGAUACAAAAAAGAGCACCCAUUCGCGCAGCUGUCUGGAUCUGAUAACAUUAUAGCUUUCACCACCACACGAUACAAGGAUCAGCCACUCAUUGUCCGUGGGCCUGGAGCUGGCGCAGAAGUCACUGCCGGUGGAGUUUUCAGUGAUAUUCUGAGAUUGGCAUCUUAUCUUGGUGCCCCAUCUUAAUGCCCACAUCUUCAAUGAUUUUAGUGAUAAUUCCGAUUCUUUCACCCCAUACCGUGGGUGAUAAAGAGAAGCUUAAGCUUUCAUCGGGAACCAGUUGUCUCAUUCGAGCUUCGGUUGCAUGACAACGUGCGACAGAUGAAAUUUCCAAUCACGUGAUAUCACAUGGGUAACAUACUCUCAUAUGGCUGUCAGGCCUUUUUUUUGUCUAUUUCAAAUCCUAUCGACCGUCCUGCAUUCGAUCUGUCUUUGCAAAUUGCAUUUCUCCUUGGAUUAGAAUAAAGUGAACAAGCAGUGUUUCCUA
Musa acuminata AAA Group (dessert banana) is the source of this 3281-nucleotide messenger RNA. RefSeq names its product bifunctional aspartokinase/homoserine dehydrogenase 1, chloroplastic-like. The coding region runs from base 197 to 2980 and encodes 927 amino acids. The transcript has 19 exons. Gene Ontology annotation, molecular function: aspartate kinase activity; homoserine dehydrogenase activity; NADP binding. Gene Ontology annotation, biological process: L-homoserine biosynthetic process; aspartate family amino acid biosynthetic process. NCBI's taxonomy places the organism in Eukaryota, Viridiplantae, Streptophyta, Magnoliopsida, Zingiberales, Musaceae. The record is from RefSeq and is a predicted model, not a curated record.